GUUUCAGUCCAACCUAGUAUAUAAAGCUAUCGAACUUUACUAAAUUCACAUUCAGCCUGAGACACCCAAAGUCUGCGGAUCACCACAGUUUAGAAAAAUGUACGCAUACAACUUACCAAGUAUCGUGGCCUGCAUCUUUGGUGUCCUCUUGUUCAACGGACAAGUUAGUCAGCAGUUUGCUGUAGAUGUAAUACCUCAGCAAGGAUCAGGUGUAGUCCACGCAGACUCACAUUCAGCCGUAGGAGAGAAGGCAGUGACACCAACAGCCUGUGAAGGUAGUAUCGGAAAUAACAAAUGCAUCAAAAUUAAAGAUAAAUGCACAUGCUACGUAAAUCAGCAGUUACCUUGGCGGAAAGCUUUCGAAUUCUGCAAAACCAAUCGCAAGGAUCUAAUCAGCAUUGAAACAGCAAAAGAGCAAGCAGACAUUGAAAGUUUCUUAAUGCCUUUUAUCCUAGAAGACCAAGUCGCUCAGAAAACCGGAGGUGUCUGGACGUCAGGGACACAAGUUCCAGCAUUAGAUACUUACUACUGGGCAUCUAAACAGACAGUCUUCUCUUUCGCCAACUGGGUCUAUGGUGAGCCCAACAGUGAUGGAACCCCUCAGUGUGUUCGCAUCACGCUUACACCAGAAGGUACCUGGGCCACCGCGUCAUGCAAAGAAGCACACCUACCAUUCAUUUGCCAAGAUUAA
Molecule: messenger RNA, 691 nt
Organism: Daphnia magna
Lineage: Eukaryota; Metazoa; Arthropoda; Branchiopoda; Diplostraca; Daphniidae
Product: C-type lectin 37Da-like
Exons: 5
Coding region: 98-691 (197 amino acids)
Biological process (GO): biological process involved in interspecies interaction between organisms
Cellular component (GO): external side of plasma membrane
Molecular function (GO): carbohydrate binding
Source: RefSeq, a predicted model, not a curated record